Molecule: messenger RNA, 699 nt
Organism: Gordionus sp. m RMFG-2023
Lineage: Eukaryota; Metazoa; Nematomorpha; Gordioida; Chordodea; Parachordodidae
Product: craniofacial development protein 2-like
Exons: 2
Coding region: 1-699 (232 amino acids)
Molecular function (GO): catalytic activity
Source: RefSeq, a predicted model, not a curated record
AUGGCGGAGGAGAAAAUGGAUGUGAUAGCGAUACAAGAAACCCAUUCUAAAGACAACAAUAUGACCAACUUUAAUAAAUUUAUACUAUAUAGUUCGGGCACUGUUCUAAUAUGCACUACUUUAAAUUGUUGGUCAGGAGUUUCCUUCCUAAUUAGUAAGAGAGUGCAUAAAUUUGUAGAUAAAUUUGUCCCCAUUUCCGAAAGGUGUUGCCUAUUGUAUUUAAAUACCUAUUUUAAACGAACGAUCCUAAUUAACGUUUAUGCUCCCCCCAACAGAGAUAUUAGGCUUUCCUUUUUAGAACAUCUUCAAAACAUUGUACGCUCUCUUCCUAAGAGCCGCAACUGGAUAAUCUUGGGGGACUUGAAUAUCAGGAUUGGGAAGGAGGAGUUUUACAUACAUGAUGAAGUAAUUGGGAAUGCGGCCAUUCCCCAACCAAAUCGCGAAGAUAGUAGAAAGCUUUUGGAGUUGUGUAGGAUUUCCCUCAAAAUCGAGAACACUUUCUUCUUUCAUAAUGAAAGUAAUACUUUAACUUAUAGGAGGAACAAUAUUACUUCUCAAAUCGACUUUUUCAUUUCCAACAUUCAUGGUUGGUUUACUGAUGUAAAAGCAAUGCGGAACAUAAAUAUUUCAGAUCACAAGUUAAUCAAAGCGAACCUCCUCAUAAAGAAUUUAUGGGGGAACUCUCAACGCCUCUCCUAA